AUGGCCUCCUCCCUGAAUUAUGAUCGUGGUCUCUAUGAUGUAGAUCAUCUCAAGAACCCUUUCUUGGACGCAAACUUGCUGGAUGACAACAGCAGCAAUAGGAAUUUAAUCAUCAAAUCUUGGUCAUCUUACAAUAAAUCAUCUCGAGAUAUUCUUUUCUACGUUUUUGGCUGGUAUUUUUUGGCUUUAACUAUCUCUUUAUACAAGAAAUGGUUGUUUAGUAACCCUUCACUUAAUCUAUCUUAUCCAUUUAUCAUAGCUUCAUUUAAUUAUUUUAUUUUGUUUAUCAUAAGUUUACUAGUCUUACUAUUUUCCUCGUCUUUAAGAUCUUCAAUUCGGAAAAAUAUCAAUCAGAUUCAAUUAAUUAAUAAUGAUUUUGAUGUCAUUGAUAAUAUUCCCAAUUUGAAUUCGAAUUCCAACUCUAAUUCCAAUUCAAAUCUCAAUUCAAAUCUCAAUCCAAAUUUCAAUCCAAAUUUUGACUUCAAUCUCAAUUCUAAUAAUAAUAAUAACAACUAUCUACAAUUUAAAUUUAAAGAUUACUUUAUGGAACCAAAAUUAUAUUUAUUAACAAUCUUACCAUGUGCAAUAGCUGCAGGAAUCGAUAUGACUUCAGCUAAUUAUAGUCUAAAAUUCUUACCUUUAAAUUCUAUUACUGUUAUUAACUUAUCUUCUUUUACAAUUUUCUUAUUGUUUUUUGGGAUUCUUUUCCAUUUAGAAAUAUUCUCAUUUACAAUAAUCAACAUAGUGAUUAUAAUCACUAUCGGUUUAAUUUUUCUCUUAACUGGUAACCAUAGCAAUAUCCCUUCUUCAAUCUCAAUUUUUUCGAGUCAUAAACAAAUAGGUUAUGUCUUAAUAUUAACUUCAUCUUUUUUCUCAGCUUUUAAAUACAGUUUAAUUCAUUUACUUCUAACCAGAAAUAAAUUUACUUUUAAUCCAGUUGCAAUGAUUUUUUACCUAUCUCCUGCAGUCUCAACGAUUUUAUUCUUUUUAAGCAUUCUUAUAGAAUCAAAUAUUAACGAUUUCAUAAAUAACGAUAUUUGGACUCAAAGAGGAAAGUUUACUGUUUUUUUCUUGUUAUCAAUUCCCGGAAUAUUAUCAUUUUUCAUAUUAGUUUGUCAAUUUAAUCUUUUAAAGAAAACUCACCUUAUAACCUUCUCAGUCUUUGGUAUAAUCAGGAUUAUAUUAAAAUAUUUAGCUUCUGUUAUAAUAUUCGAAGAUUCUUUUAGUUUAAAUAACUUUUUCGGUUUAAUUGUACUUAUUUGCUCAAUAAUUUGGUUCAAUCAUUUCCGGUAUAUUCAAUCAUUUCAAAAUAUCGAGAAUUUUAGACAGUCUGACAUAGAAUUUCAAAAUUAUUUUCAUAAUCUGAGAGUUAAUUAA
Ascoidea rubescens DSM 1968 is the source of this 1377-nucleotide messenger RNA. RefSeq lists its product as uncharacterized. NCBI's taxonomy places the organism in Eukaryota, Fungi, Ascomycota, Saccharomycetes, Ascoideales, Ascoideaceae. Gene Ontology annotation, molecular function: antiporter activity. The transcript has a single exon. Bases 1 to 1377 code for a protein of 458 amino acids. The record is from RefSeq and is a predicted model, not a curated record. Gene Ontology annotation, cellular component: endoplasmic reticulum-Golgi intermediate compartment; cis-Golgi network; Golgi apparatus. Gene Ontology annotation, biological process: UDP-glucose transmembrane transport.